CACCUCAUUUAAAUUCAUCAUCCUUCACCUCCAAUUUCCUCUCCUUAAACCCCAAACAUUUUACCAGUCUUCUUCUUCAAUUCUACUCCGUCCUACUUUUCCCCUCCAUUUUCCACACCCUUUCUCUUUCUCUCUCAUCACGUGAUUCCCUCAUGCCGACGUGCGGCGACGUGGACGCGGUGGCGCGUGCUCUUAAUUGCCGUAACAGCACGUCGGCAUCCCACAUAAAGCUCCUCUCCACAAUCGUGAUCUUCGCCACCAGCGUCGCCGGAAUAUCCUUCCCAGUCGUGCUUGCGAAGUCGUUCGCGGGAAAACCGGCGUACGACAAGGCUACUUUGGUAAUUAAGUGCUACGCGGCGGGGGUAAUCCUGUCAACUUCCCUCGUCCACGUCUUACCCGACGCCUUCGACGCGCUUAGUGACUGCGUAGUUGCUACGCGCCACCCGUGGAAGGAUUUCCCCUUCGCAGGACUCGUAACUCUCAUUGGCGCGCUGUUGGCUCUCCUCGUCGACCUCGCCGCCAACUCUUCCCACGCGGAGCUCCACGGCCACGGGCACGGCGGGUACACGCAGCUCGACGAGCCUCAAAUACAAUCCCACUGCCACGGCGGAGGUGGCGAAGGGAAGGUGGAAAUGAUGGUGGUGGUGAGAGGAAACGGUGACGUAGUGGAGGAGAAAGGAGCGGCGGUGGCGGAGACGGCGGAGGUGGAGGAGAUGAGAGAGAAAAUGAGGCAGAGGAUGGUUUCACAAGUGCUGGAAAUUGGGAUAAUAUUUCAUUCAGUGAUAAUAGGGGUGACAAUGGGUAUGUCUCAAAAUGUUUGUACUAUUAAACCACUUGUUGCUGCUCUGUCCUUUCAUCAAAUUUUUGAAGGCAUGGGUCUUGGUGGUUGCAUUGCUCAGGCAGGAUUCAGCUUCAAGACAACAGCCUACAUGUGCUUCAUGUUUUCAGUGACAACACCAGUUGGGAUAAUUUUAGGGAUGAUUAUUUUUGCAGUGACAGGGUACGAUGACAGCAGCGCUAACGCGUUGAUUUCAGAAGGUUUAUUAGGUUCUCUAUCAUCUGGUAUACUCAUAUACAUGGCUCUAGUUGACCUAAUAUCUGCAGAUUUCUUCCACAAUAAGUUGAUGAGUUCAGAAACAAAGAUGAAGAAGGGUUGUUAUAUUGCUCUGGUUCUUGGUUCUGUUUCUAUGUCAAUACUCGCACUUUGGGCUUGAAAAUGUUGUGCAUAUACGGAGUAUGUAACACUGUAACUGAUGUAAGAAAUUAUUACUGGUACUUGUUUACCAAUUACUAUAAUUGUAUUAGAAAUAGGUCUCCUUGGUUAUGGUUGUACUAGGUUGUAUGACACGGAUGGACUUGUUGAAUUGUUGUUGAUCUUUUUGGAAGGUCAUUUGGUAAAUAUCAUAGAGCUUCCAUUA
Molecule: messenger RNA, 1418 nt
Organism: Spinacia oleracea (spinach)
Lineage: Eukaryota; Viridiplantae; Streptophyta; Magnoliopsida; Caryophyllales; Amaranthaceae
Product: zinc transporter 6, chloroplastic
Exons: 2
Coding region: 153-1214 (353 amino acids)
Biological process (GO): zinc ion transmembrane transport
Cellular component (GO): plasma membrane
Molecular function (GO): zinc ion transmembrane transporter activity
Source: RefSeq, a predicted model, not a curated record